This is a messenger RNA of Phaeoacremonium minimum UCRPA7, 762 nucleotides long. RefSeq lists its product as hypothetical. NCBI's taxonomy places the organism in Eukaryota, Fungi, Ascomycota, Sordariomycetes, Togniniales, Togniniaceae. The record is from RefSeq and is a predicted model, not a curated record. The transcript has a single exon. The coding region runs from base 1 to 762 and encodes 253 amino acids.
AUGCUCCCGACCAACUUGCACCGCUUUGCCCGUUUCCCGCCUGAACUCCGCUGCAGCAUCUGGCGCUUUGCCCUCGGCGAGCCCCACGUCCACCGGCUCCGCAUCGGUCCCGGACAGGGAGAAAGCCAGAACCAAGACCAAGACCAAGACCAGUCCCUCGUCCUCUACCCAGCCGAAACACUCCCCAGCUCCACAGCUACGACGCGCACCAUCUUGUCAACAUACAUGGAAUCACGCAUAGAAGCCAUCCGAGCCCUGCCAGACUCCCUGCCACUCUUUUCCCCAUCUCCCAACGCGGCCGGCGGCUGCUACACACUCCGCUUCAACGCCCGCAAGGACGUCAUCUGCCUCGCGGAGCUCGAGCCCGAUGCAGUGGGAGCCGUGAGGACACUCCUUCGCGACCCACCGCCGAACCGAAAGAAGGACGACUCGCAAUGGCUCAAGCAGCUGGGGAGCGUAAAGCGUCUCGCGAUUGAUGUGCGCAACAUAAGCUUCGUGUAUGACUACAGAGAACUCGGUCGGCGCAGGGAGGAGCUGGCUGUGUUGCCGUCCUUCCUGGCGGCGUUUGCGGGGCUGGAAUGGCUCUUCCUGAUUCCCUGGCCGUCGCGCGAUGAGCGGGCUACGCUGGUGUGUGAUCCGAAUCCGCCUCACGAAGAACAGGAGGAGCAACGGGAAGGAGUUGAUCAGAUGGAAGGUGAAGACGAAGUAGUAGAAGCAGAGGAUGGGAAUCUUCAGCCACAAGAUGCUGAGGCUGUCUCCUAG